Molecule: messenger RNA, 1307 nt
Organism: Strongylocentrotus purpuratus (purple sea urchin)
Lineage: Eukaryota; Metazoa; Echinodermata; Echinoidea; Camarodonta; Strongylocentrotidae
Exons: 2
Coding region: 41-928 (295 amino acids)
Source: RefSeq, a predicted model, not a curated record
AUCUGAAGGAGAAAGGAACGGGGUACGGAAACUCUUAAGAAUGAUUUCCACAGAGGAUCUUGUUCAACUUGCAAAAACUGUAACAAACAGGCUUGUUUUUGUUGAAAACAGAGAAGAGGCUGCCAAGGCAAUCAUAAUGUAUUCUGACAGUGCAGAACAGUUUCUCCGCCGCAAGCUAGUGAAGCGAGAUUUAAUCUUCAUUUACCUCGCUGAUCUCAAUGUGCCUAUGUCACCUGGUGCAGACAAGAGCAAGCUCAUUCAAAGGGUGCUGGAGUGUUGGCAGACUACGGUUGAUGAUCCGAGGCGCAGGCAGAUUGCUGCUAAUGAUACGAGGCAGACAACGGAUGAUACUAGACAGACAACGGAUGAUACUAGACAGACAACGGAUGAUACAAGGCAAACGAGGGAUGAUACAAGGCAAACGAGGGAUGAUAAUAUGGGUCAUCCUCCAUCGUGCCAGGAUCUAGCCGUACACUUCUCCUCUUGGUUCUUCACGCAACUCAACCAACUUCACCCUCAGCAUCCCGCGGGAGCCACCGGGGACUGGGGACCUAGGCACUUCUUGGACGAUGCCAGCCUCAAACUUUAUGUCCUCCGCGGAACCGACCGCAGCUUGGACGCAUACGGCGGCUCUGACUUGGUCUCACAGAGAUUAGGUUGCCUGGUGAAGGAAGAAGAAUUGGUGUUCAAUCCAAACUUGUCUGCAGAGGGUACUCGAGGGUGCGGUGAGCCACAUGGACUGGUUAUGAUCUCGGUGUGUGGAACCAUUCACAAGGCGGGAACGUGUAUAGGACUCUUUGAGCAAAGCUUUGGACUCGUCAGAGAUCCCAUGGCAGAGAAUAACUGGAAGAUCAAAUUCAUCAAAUUGCAAAUGAAGGAAGAGUCGUCAAGGAGUGUACCAAAAUUAGGACAGUUCCCUCAACUUUAAACGCUACCACAAUGUAUGUAUGUAAAGGCAGGUUUGGCAGUAGACUGAAGGCUUCAGUCUCUAGUAUCGACGGUCGUUUGGCUGAGAAUAUGUCUUGCUCCACAGAGACUGAACAUACAGAGACUGAAGUGCAUCGUACGGGUUAGUAAGAGGAGGUUACGCAAGGAGAUCUCAUCUUGCGCAGCAGCAGCUUUAAGAAAAACGGACAGAUUAACUGAAAGUCAGUUCUUAUAUUUUGAUGUUUUACAUUGAUUUUUUAUGUAAAUUGUAUCAAUAUAUAAUUUUCAUUUAAAAUUUGGAAUGCCAUACCGAGCAAUACAUCCAAUUGCAAUAGCCAACUACUAUUUAAGAGAUCACUAAAAAUAAGAAGUAUUAUAUC